CAUGUUUCCUUGACGAGAAAAAAAGAAGAAGAUGUCAACUUCCUUGGUGCGGAAAGGCCUGGAACUGUUCGCAGAUGAAUCUGUGGCAGAGCUUGGGGGUGCUGUAUCUCAUAGAAAGAAGAAAGGACCAUCAUCAGUGAAGAGAGAAGACAUGAUGGAGAAGAUCAACACAAACAAGAAAGGAGUCAAGAAACAACUCAACAAGAUCAGACAUAGAGAGAUCAAGAAACCAACAGCAAAGGAAGGCAAAAUCAAAUCAUCAAUUGAUGCGUAUAAGAAGUGCCAGCCAUCUGAUUGCACAGAGGAGAAUGUGCAGCUGCUCUUAGGUUUAAGUAGAAGCAAUCCAGAGACAUCAGGGUUCUACACACAGAUUCUGAAGCACUCGCGAGGGAAGUUAGCCAAGGACCAAGAAGAGGAAGAGGAGCAAACAGAGCAAGAAGGCGGAUUCACAGAGGAGGACUUUGCAUUAUUUGACAAAGAUUACGUGCCUAAGAAGAAGAAUGCCGCCUUAUGAUAGUUGACUCAUUAUUGACUUCAAACUCUUUUAUGCAGAGUGUGUG
This is a messenger RNA of Strongylocentrotus purpuratus (purple sea urchin), 560 nucleotides long. RefSeq lists its product as uncharacterized. Gene Ontology annotation, molecular function: enzyme binding. Lineage: Eukaryota; Metazoa; Echinodermata; Echinoidea; Camarodonta; Strongylocentrotidae. Gene Ontology annotation, cellular component: nucleolus. The record is from RefSeq and is a predicted model, not a curated record. The transcript has 4 exons. Bases 32 to 514 code for a protein of 160 amino acids.